Molecule: messenger RNA, 3383 nt
Organism: Corvus hawaiiensis (hawaiian crow)
Lineage: Eukaryota; Metazoa; Chordata; Aves; Passeriformes; Corvidae
Gene: SLC1A3
Product: solute carrier family 1 member 3
Exons: 10
Coding region: 265-1896 (543 amino acids)
Biological process (GO): L-glutamate import across plasma membrane; D-aspartate import across plasma membrane; L-aspartate import across plasma membrane
Cellular component (GO): plasma membrane
Molecular function (GO): neutral L-amino acid transmembrane transporter activity; L-glutamate transmembrane transporter activity; glutamate:sodium symporter activity
Source: RefSeq, a predicted model, not a curated record
UUUCCUUAAGUUACAAUGAUAGUAAGUUGCCGUAUUCCAGAGCACAUGCAGAUGCCAGUUUUCUCCCUGGCGCUCGCUCCGCUCCGCAGCUCCGUGGUCUCCGCCGGGAAGCCCCCGCUUUAUCCACCGCGCUCCUAAAAGUACGCUAAAAGUACGGAAGGUCCGAAGAGGUUUCUCCAGUGCCUCCCACUGAAAAGAGUCCUCCACUUUUCUGAAGGGAUACUGACAGAAGUUAAUUAUAAAAGAAAGCUUUCAGCAAGAUAAAUGACUAAAGGUAACGGAGAAGAUCCAAAACCUGGAAGUAGGAUGGAACGAAUUCAACAAGGAGUCCGGAAACGUACACUUUUGGCAAAAAAAAAAGUGCAGAGCAUAACAAAGGACGAUGUUAAAAGUUAUUUAAUGAGGAAUGCCUUUGUGCUCUUCACUGUCGUUGCUGUGAUUCUUGGUGUAAUCCUGGGAUUUUCUCUUCGAUCAUAUAAGAUGAGCUAUCGGGAAGUGAAGUACUUUUCGUUUCCAGGAGAACUACUCAUGAGAAUGCUGCAGAUGCUGGUCCUGCCACUAAUUGUCUCCAGUUUAGUCACAGGAAUUGCUGCCCUGGAUAGUAAAGCCUCAGGGAAGAUGGGAGUCCGAGCAGUAGUCUACUACAUGAGCACUACUAUCAUUGCUGUACUGAUUGGCAUAAUCAUUGUGGUCAUCAUCCACCCCGGGAAAGGUACAAAGGAAAACAUGCACAGAGAAGGCAAAAUUGUGCAAGUGACAGCAGCAGAUGCCUUUCUUGAUUUAAUCAGAAAUAUGUUCCCUCCAAAUCUGGUGGAAGCUUGCUUUAAACAGUUCAAAACCAAUUAUGAAAAGAGAAAGUUUAAAGUAACUAUUCCAUCCAAUGACACAUCCACGGUGACUUCCAUAAUCAGCAACGUGUCAGAAGCAAUGGAAGCUCUCACCCGAAUGAAAGAGGAAAUAGUUCCUGUUCCAGGUUCUGUGAACGGAGUGAAUGCCCUUGGCUUGGUGGUGUUCUCAAUCAGCUUUGGCCUGGUGAUUGGGAGCAUGAGGGAGCAAGGUCAGGCAUUGAAAGACUUCUUUGAUAGCCUUAAUGAGGCUAUCAUGAGAUUGGUAGCUCUAAUCAUGUGGUAUGCUCCACUUGGAAUUCUCUUCUUGAUUGCUGGAAAAAUUGUUGAGAUGGAAGAUAUGGGUGUGAUCGGUGGUCAGCUUGCCAUGUAUACUGUAACAGUUAUCAUCGGUUUGCUAAUUCAUGCUGUCAUUGUCCUACCUCUUCUCUACUUUGUGAUCACUCGUAAGAAUCCAUGGGUAUUUAUUGGAGGCUUAAUCCAAGCAUUAGUCACAGCUUUGGGAACAUCUUCCAGUUCUGCAACACUACCUGUUACAUUUAAGUGUCUGGAAGAAAUAAAUGGAGUGGACAAACGAGUUACAAGAUUCGUACUCCCAGUUGGUGCUACAAUUAAUAUGGAUGGAACUGCUUUAUAUGAGGCUUUGGCUGCAAUUUUCAUCGCACAGGUCAACAACUUUGACCUGAACUUUGGGCAGAUUAUCACAAUCAGCAUCACUGCUACAGCUGCCAGUAUUGGGGCUGCAGGCAUUCCUCAAGCUGGACUGGUCACCAUGGUCAUCGUGCUCACAUCAGUAGGUUUGCCUACAGAUGAUAUCACUCUUAUCAUUGCAGUGGACUGGUUCUUGGAUCGUCUCCGUACCACUACCAAUGUCUUGGGAGACUCCAUUGGAGCAGGAAUUGUUGAACAUUUAUCACGGCAUGAGCUGAAGAACAGGGAUGCUGAAAUGGGUAAUUCUGUGAUAGAGGAGAAUGAAAUGAAGAAACCAUACCAACUGAUCUCGCAAGAAAAUGAGAAUGAGAAACCAGUAGAUAGUGAAACCAAGAUGUAGGCUAGAGAAAGCGUGAGUUCAAUGCUACAAGUGUGAGAAAACACACACUUUUUCCGGCAAUUUAUAUCUUGAAUUCACCAGCUUCAACUAUUCCUUGAUUUCUCCCUUUAUGCUCGCACUGGAAAGAAUUAAUGAAAAUAUAUUCCAAACUAGCAGUGAUCAUGGUAUAUGUUGGCUUCCCACUUAAAAAAAAAUUAACAGGCAACAACACUGGUCCUGCUAGACAUAUGCUAACUGGGGAUAAAAAAAGAGAUUGUGUAUAUGUUACUCAGUCCUGUGAAUCUUUUUUUUUUCUUUUUUUUUUUUUUAUGAACUGGAAAGCAAAAAAGAUAACAGAGCCUGAAAAUGGUUUUAUUUUUUUAAACACCUGUUGCAACAUACUAAACAUCUAUAAACACACAAUCAACACUUCUAACUUGAUAACUGCAUCCAGCUAAGUAAAUUAACAAGACCUUUGCUAUUUUAUCUGAUUUUCUUUCUCUAGUGUUAUAUUAUUGUUCAAAUACUAGCAGGACAAUAAAAAGCAGGAGAUUAAUUGAGGGGAUAAAAAGGGGGAAGAUAUAUAAAUAAAGAAAAGAAAAUACCCCCAAAUCAGCACUUUUGCCAGCUGAGAUGAAAUAUUUCUGAGAAAGUUAUUUUAUCUAGACAGUUUUUCAAAUUAGUUUCAGCUGAUCUUUAUAAAAUUUAGCCUAGUUGGCUCCCACUGCCUCUCAAACAUUUACAUAUGCAUGUAUGUAUUUCCAAUCUGAAUUUGCUCCCUUAAUUUCAACAUCACAACCCAGUUAAACAAUCUGUGUGUGUAAGUGUUUGUAAGAGCAAGGCCCUGGUCUGGGACAGAAGCUGUGUCGUCAUCCGUGUCUGGAUAAAAAAAUUUGCACACUUUGGAUGCACUAAUGAGCUACUUAAUAAGCAAUUGUAAGAAGGCAAUGCCAGCCUUCUGCAGAAGGUGCAGAGGGUGAGAUGUUCAGAUCCUAAAUGGGCUGGAUUCUGAAUCUGAAUUCCUGAGACCAGCAGAGGUUUUCUGAUUGGAAACAUCCCAAAUUCUUGAUCCACUAAUAAAUUAUAGAGGUAUUAACUGGACUCACUUUUUUCCACCUGGAGAAGGCUCCCUAUCUUAAUGUGAAAUUCUGAAUUCCUAGAGAGUUUAUCAGUAGCACCUGAAAAAGAAGAGAAAAGCCUUUAGAAAAUAAAACUAAUGGGUGCUUUUGUACGUUUUAUUAGGAAAAGGUAUGCAAAUUGAAAAAUAAUAAAUACUAUAAUAUAUGUUGAAAUUUUAAUUAGAAAGGAUUUUAAGAUGAAAUAUUGUAGGUAACUUUCAGGAAAUAGAUAAGGAAAGAAUGAAGAAAGGGAAACAAUGCACUUGUAAUACAGUGGCUUUUUUGUUCAACUCGAGAUUAUUCCCUGAAGAAGCCCUUUUCUAGAAAUACAAGUUAUGUACUUUUUCCUUUUUGUCUUGUAUUAUUAGAAUGAUGCCUUUUCCUGAUCUU